Messenger RNA from Rhododendron vialii, 4417 nucleotides. RefSeq lists its product as uncharacterized. NCBI's taxonomy places the organism in Eukaryota, Viridiplantae, Streptophyta, Magnoliopsida, Ericales, Ericaceae. The transcript has 9 exons. Gene Ontology annotation, biological process: mitotic chromosome condensation; meiotic chromosome condensation. The record is from RefSeq and is a predicted model, not a curated record. Gene Ontology annotation, molecular function: histone binding. Gene Ontology annotation, cellular component: condensed chromosome, centromeric region. Bases 245 to 4243 code for a protein of 1332 amino acids.
CUCCAUUCUUGGACCAAUUUUCAAAAAAUUGGUGCGAUUUUCAUUUCAUUUGUUAGCGAGGGAGGUGUAUUUCCCACUUCCUAGAUGCCAGAACAAUGAUCCAAUUUAUCCCAAAAAUUUGAAGCGGGAACGCCAAAAUUUUGAAGCUCUAUCGAGUGCCGGGAACGAAGUAGACGCAGAGAGAGAGAGAGAGAGAGAGAGAGAGAGUUGCAGGGCAAGCACCACCGACCUCCCAAACCCAACAAUGGACGAAACCAUUCACCGAAUCAUCUCAUCCCUCCAAACCCACCACUCUCUCUCCUCCUCCCCCACCCCUAUCUCCUCCCAAACCCUCUCAGACCUCCAAACCCUACUAGACAACCAAGACAUCCAAACCCUCUUCGACGAGCUACCUCCGAACAACCUCUCUCCCAUCUCUCUCCUCCCUCCACUCACCUCCGCCCUCGACUCGGGUCCCGCCCACUUAUCCCUAUCCGCCUCAAAAGUCUACCUUUCCCUCCUCCUCGCCCCUAAUUCCCCUGUCUUCACCCUCUUCACUCCCAUGGCCUUUUUCUCUCUCCUUCGCUCCGUCCGCCGGUGUUUUAAAAACCCGAGUUUCACGCCUCCCGAUAAGCGGGCCCGGAAGAAGAAGGGUGGUGGCUGGGCCGGGCCUUCGCGAAACCAGGCUCGAAAUGCUGAGGAUUGCCAAGCAGGAAAGGAAGAGGGUGAAAGGAGGAAAUUUGAUGUGAGGGUAUUGUUCUGUGUGCUGGAAAGGUUGGAACUUGUUCUGGGUUUGAUUCAUUUGGACAGGUUUCCUGAUAGUUUGAAGUCUUUGAUUCAAACCGUGGCUGAAAUACCAGUAAUGGCAGUUGAGGUGAGUGGAAAUUCGGGCAAUUUUAGUAAGUUGUGUGAUCUGUGCUCGCGGAUUUUGAGCGAAGUAUUGAGGCCUGAGCACGGGGAUCAAACGGUUAGUGCAGCUGAGGAGUUGAAGUCGUUGUCGAUGUUGAUUCUGUUGUUUAAAUCUCAAGCUCGGGCCUUUGGAGUUGGGUUUGUGGUGAAAAGAGUCAUGGGUAUGGCGAAGGAUUCGGGUGAAAUCAAGAAGGCAAUUGUGAAUUUGCCAAAAUAUUUAGUUCACAAGGCGCCUGAGAAGGCUGAGGGAAGGGCUUCUGCUGUGGAAGCAAUAAUGGAGAUUGUUAGAGCAAUGGAAUACGAAGAUCAAAUCGGGUUUGUGGAGUAUGUAGUGAAGAUGACUCAAGGAAAGGCCCAGCUCAGGCUCUUGGCUGUGGAUCUUGUUCCAAUGCUAAUGAUGUCUUGUAGAGACCCUUUGGGGAUAAAUUUGGAAACGGGGGUUGAGAAUUCUUGGGGGUUGAGGUGUUUAGAGGCUUUGGUUCAGCGGUGUUCGGAUGCAACUGCAGGGAUACGGGCUCGUGCUCUGAUGAAUGUGGCUCAGUUGGUGGGGUUUUUAUCAGGUGAUGAUAGGUGUUGGGAAGUGUUGAAGGGAGUAAUGAAGAGUAGUGGUAUGGGGAUGAAUGAACUGCUGAGGAAAAGGUGCACAGAUGAGAAAGCAGCUGUGAGAAAGGCUGCUCUUGUUCUGAUUUCGAAAUUGAUAGCUCUUCUGGGUGGGAGCUGUGAUGAAGAUGUGCUGAAGACAAUGGGCAUGGCUUGUUCAGAUCCACUUGUUAGCAUACGUAAAGCGGCUGUUUCAGCUCUCUCUGAGGCCUUUAGAACAUUCUCGGAUGAUAGCGUGACUAAAGAGUGGCUACAUUCCAUUCCACGAUUAAUAACUGAUAACGAAUCAAGUAUUCAAGAAGAAUGUGAGAACUUGUUUCUAGAAUUGGUCUUGGAACGGGUGACCAGAGCUGGACAUACUAAUUUCCCAAAUAGCAAAUCAUUUUCCAAUGAUCCAAUUGUGAAGGCAAAAAGUUUCGAAAGGGAGGUUGCGUUUAUCUUCCCUGAAGGAGUCUUAGGUCUAUUGAGGGAGAUUUGUAAUGGUGAGGUGAUGCCUUGGGUGAAAAAGAUCUGUGUAAGCCUGGGAAAGAAGAAACGGCUCAAGCCCAAACUUGCUAGUGCUCUACAGAAUAUCAUAAGGACAUCUGAGUCCAUAUGGCUGAGUCAUUCAAGGCCAAUAGAGAAGUGGACAGCUCCUCCUGGUGCUUGGCUACUUCUAUCAGAGGUUUCGGCGUUCCUUUCUAAAGCAGUGGAUUGGGAGUUCCUCUAUCAUCAUUGGAAACUCAUUGACAAGCAUGAACCGAAUGGCGAGGUUAGGAGCCCUUUUCAACAGGGAUUUGCUGAUGAAGAUGUUGUGGGUACCUAUGAGUCCGAUUCUGUAACUUGGGCAGGAGAUCGUGUCUUCCUUUUGCAAACAAUCUCUAAUGUUUCUGCAGAACUGCCUCCUGAACCUGCAGCAGAUUUAGCUCAUGAAUUGCUUACACGAAUUGAGGACUUUAACAUGCAUUCCGCAGAGGUUAAUGCGCAUGUGAAAGCACUCAGAACAUUGUGCAAGCGGAAAGCUUUGACUAUUGAAGAAGCUGAUGGUCUUGUUAAGAAAUGGGUACACCAGCUUCUAUCCAAAGCUUCCCAAGUUUUGGACAUGUUCAUUGCAAAGGAUUCAGAAGGCAACAAGGAUACCGGCUUUCUUACGCCGCCUACAAGUGGGAUUAAGAAGGGCCAGAGAGCAGCAGCAGACACCACAUUCAGAUUGUUAUCACAAGCAAUUAUUGCAACUUAUACUAUUGGGUCCUUGGUUAUAGUUUGUCCUUUAGCCGAUUUGAAAGCCAUUAUUCCUGUUUUACACACCAUUAUUACUUCCGGGAGUUCUGGCCCAAAAUUGAACAAGUUACCACACCCUGUGGAUUCUAUCAAACAGACAGUGCCUUCUUUGUAUAUCCAAGCUUGGCUAACAAUGGGGAAGAUAUGCCUUGCGGAUGGGAAACUUGCAAAACGCUAUAUUCCAUUAUUUGUACAGGAGCUUGAAAAGAGUGAUUGUGCAGCCCUUCGCAAUAACAUUGUUGUAAUGAUGGCGGAUUUCUGCAUACGAUAUACUGCUCUAGUUGACUGUUACAUAUCGAAGAUCACUAAGUGUCUCCGCGAUCCGUGUGAGCUUGUGAGGAGGCAGACAUUUAUACUACUCUCAAGAUUAUUACAGAGAGACUAUGUGAAGUGGAGAGGAGUACUUUUCCUACGGUUUCUGUUAUCCCUGGUUGACGAAUCUGAAAGAAUACGGCAACAAGCUGAUUUUCUCUUUGGGAAUAUCUUAAAAGCCAAGGCACCACUUCUAGCUUAUAAUAGUUUUGUCGAAGCCAUUUUUGUCCUGAAUGACUGUGAUGCCCAUAGUGGACAUGGUAGAUCCCAGAGUUCAAGAUCCGAGAGCAGGCUUUUCUCUAUUAGAGGUAACGAUGAGAGGUCGAGGACUAAAAGAAUGCACAUCUAUGUUUCGUUGCUGAAACAAAUGGCUCCAGAGCACCUUUUGGCCACUUUUGCCAAAGUAUGUGCAGAGAUCCUUGCUUCUGCAUCUGAUGGUAUGCUGAAUACCGAAGAUGCUACCGGACAAGCAGUUUUGCAGGAUGCUUUCCAGAUUCUUGCAUGCAAAGAAAUCCGAAUACCCUUUACCCGAGGAGGAUCAUCAUCUGACUUGGGAGACAUGGAUGAAGAAGGUGGAGAUACUGGAGGAGGAGGAGGUUCACCUGCAGCUGCUGCUAGAGGAAGGGUUAUAACACAAGCAGUCAAAAAAGGGCUUAUCCAAAACACCAUCCCCAUAUUCAUAGAGCUGAAAAGGCUUUUAGAAAGCAAAAACAGCCCCUUAACAGGAUCCCUCAUGGAAUGCCUCCGAAUCCUUCUCAAGGACUACAAGAAUGAGAUUGAUGAAAUACUGGUAGCUGAUAAGCAGCUUCGGAAAGAGCUUAUGUAUGACAUGCAAAAGUACGAAUCACUCAAGGCCAAAUCGACUGCUGCUGAAGCGGUUGCAAUUGUUAAAAAAGAAGGUGCUUUCCGUUCACCAAGUAUUUCCAAGGUUGCGAUUGAAAGAAGUGUACAACACAAGAAGGUCCAGGAGCAGUUGAGAAGUGGUCCCUCGAAAGUGGCUUCGGCUGUGGCGGAUAAGGUGGCUGCAGCUACGGCUCGGUCAGUGCUUAGGGAAGUGAACAAUGGGGGUUUAACGCCACCAUUAAGUGCCAUGAGUGUGCCUAAGCUUAAGGGUUCUAACCCCCCUUCCGUACUGGAAUCUUUGAGGAGGAGACAGUGUUUUGACUCUGAUGAAGAGAAUUGAUCACAUUACUACAUGCUUCUAAAGGCCAUAUGGAAAUUUGUAAUUCUGCAUUUUGUUGUAAGCUUAUUCCAUUGUAAAUGUAACAUCCUUACUAGCUUAAAAGAACAUGUCUGAUAAAGUCAAAAUACACGAUUUGGUAGAACCCAAUAAAUUUUUUUUGCAUCUGACUCUAAA